AUGGCUUUCCAAUGUACAAUCUGCUCGAAAACGUUUCCUACUCGCCGCAGGUACUGUACACAUGCACGUGAACACAAGCAUCCGCAAGUCGUCGCUCCAAGAUCAAGACUGUACUACCAUCCACGAAUCAAUGGUCGACCAUGCAACAUACUUGGUGCUUUCCUGCCGAAAGGAGCUCCUCCGCCCCCUCGCGAACCUUUGGACGGCUUUGCGCCGUUCCAGGACCGCCCGUCAUUCGAGUUUGCUGAGCUAAUCUUUGAAAAGAUGCUCUGCUCGAGGGACGACGUUGACCAGCUGCUGCGCAUCUGGUCGGCCAAGAACCUCGUCGACAAUACUGGAACAGAGCCAGUGUUUGAUGCCCACCAGGACAUGCUCAACACCAUCGACGCGAUACCGUGGGGCGAUGCACCAUGGUAUUCAUUCAGGAUACGCUGGAACGGCCCUAUCACACCGACUUCCCCAGCUUGGAAACGCGCCGAGUACGUUGUUCACGCGCAGAAUCCAUUGCAGGUGUUUGAGAACAUGCUCGACGAUGGCGAGUUCGCAAACAAGUUCCACCCUUCCGCCUACCAGGAGUUCACAACUAUUGGUGGGCGACGUUACUCCCACUUCAUGUCCGGUCAAUGGGCCUGGAAAGAAUCGGAUAAAAUUGCCGCCGACCCAUCGACACACGGAUCAAUGCUUGCAACCGUGAUCUCCGGAGCUGAUAAGACCACUGUGUCUGUUGCCACGGGCAAUCAAGAGUUCCAUCCAGUCUAUGCGUCACUCGGCGUCUUCCAUAGCGAUGUACGGCGCGGUCAUCAGAACGCCGUGCUACCGAUUGCGUUCUUGGCCAUUCCCAAAGGCUCAAGUGAGGACGAGAACGACCCGGAUUUCCGCAUCUUCAAGAAGCAGAUCUACCAUGCUGCACUCGCUCACAUAUUUGACCCCUUGAAGCCACACAUGACGACACCACGCAUCACUCGCUGCCCCGACGGCCACUACCGCAAAGUUAUCUACUCGCUUGGACCGUUCAUGGCCGACUAUCCGGAGCAAGUAUAUCUGUCCGGCGUCGUCCAGGGAUGCUGUCCGAAAUGCUUUGCACCGACAGACUCGCUCGAAGCAGGGCAGCGACGAUCUCGCGAGGUCAUGCAGACCAUCAAGGCGACGUAUUCCCACGAUGCAGCCGUUCUAUGGGACGCGUUUGGAAUUGCUCCCGGCGUAAUUCCUUACACAGAUCACUUUCCACGUGCUGACAUCUAUGAAGCUCUGUCGCCAGAUCUUCUGCAUCAAGUCAUCAAAGGUACAUUCAAAGACCACCUGGUUGAAUGGGUCCUCGUGUACAUCAAGACGCAUCACUCGGCGCACGAUGCGAAUGCUAUCAUAGCAGAUCUAGACCGCCGGCUUCGAUCCGUCCCCGCAUUUCCUGGUCUUCGCCGCUUCAAAGAAGGGCGGAACUUCAAACAGUGGACUGGAGACGAUUCAAAGGCCCUGAUGAAGAUAUUCAUUCCAGCGAUCACAGGCCUAGUCCCUGACCGCGUUGUGCAAUGUGUAUCUGCAUUUCUCGACUUCUGCUACAUCGCACGCCGAUCAUCGCACAACAACGAGUCUCUGCAGGAGAUGGAGGACAAGCUAGCCGAGUUUCAUGAGCUACGGACUGUCUUCCGGGAUGAGGACGUACGGGAUGGGUUUGCGUUACCGCGCCAGCAUGCACUGGCACAUCUGGUGCGCGGUAUUCGUCUUUAUGGGUCGCCAAAUGGACUCUGCACGUCAAUCACUGAGUCGAAGCACAUCCGAGCCGUCAAACGGCCAUGGCGCGCUACGAAUAAGAAUAACCCAUUGAUUCAGAUCCUCAAGAUCAAUUCACGGCUCAACAAGCUGGCGGCCGCCCGUUCGGUUUUUGGCAGCCACGGGAUGCUUCGUUAUGACCUCUUCGAGGACGACUUGCCUGAUGCGGACAUGGAUGGCGGCGACCGUAACCGUGAUGCUGAGCGCGAGGAACUCAAUGCCGAAAACGAACACUUCCAAGACAUUGAUGGAGUAGACGGCGACCCCGAGCCGGUCUCUGUUGUUCUGGCAAAGACACCUGGCCUGCUUCCGGAUCUCAUUCGCCGCCUCCUGUAUGAUCAGCUGAACCCCGCCGAGGACUACGAUUCCGAAUCAGAAGCAGAAGAGGUCGACAUCAACGACUGUCCCCCGUUCCACGGCCACGUCGCUCUCUAUCACAGUGCGCGCGCGUUCUACUAUGCACCCAGUGAACUCUGCGGUCCGGGCGGCAUGCACAGCGAGAUGAUUCGCAGCCAUCCUAACUGGUACGGCACAGGUGAACGGCGGGAUACCGUUCUUGUUCAGGACGGAUCAGAUGAAGGUGUCAUGGGAGGGAUGCUCAUUGGGCGAGUGCUUGCUUUCCUCUCGUUUUCCCAUAACGCAGUCACUUAUCCGUGUGCUUUGGUCGAGUGGUUUUUUCCUGUCGGUGACGCGCCUGAUCCCAUUACGGGUAUGUGGGUUGUAGAACCUAAACUAAUUGAUGGAGAACGCGACGUUGGACUAGUUCACACCGACUGUAUUGUUCGAGCAUGCCAUCUAGCACCUGUUUAUGGACCAGCUCCUUUGCCCAUUGAUUUCGACUUUUCGUACGCACACGUAGCUUUUGAUUCUUUCUACUACAGCAAGCAUGUAGAUUACCAUACACAUGAAUGUUACCCACUAACAUAG
This is a messenger RNA of Rhodofomes roseus, 2694 nucleotides long. RefSeq lists its product as uncharacterized. The transcript is spliced from 10 exons. The record is from RefSeq and is a predicted model, not a curated record. NCBI's taxonomy places the organism in Eukaryota, Fungi, Basidiomycota, Agaricomycetes, Polyporales, Fomitopsidaceae. Bases 1 to 2694 code for a protein of 897 amino acids.